Messenger RNA from Symbiodinium pilosum, 477 nucleotides. NCBI's taxonomy places the organism in Eukaryota, Dinophyceae, Suessiales, Symbiodiniaceae. The record is from the annotation of a GenBank genome assembly.
AUGAGGAAGCGACGUGGGGACGAAGGUCGAAGUGGUUUGAGAUGUGUCAUAUGCCAAAAGCUGUCAUUGGAAGCAAGUUCCGUUUGGAGACAAGCUAAAAGCAUCAAACCAGGCAGCCCAUACCAUUACAUUGGGAAUGCUCCGGCUGGUAAGGCAGCAGAGUCCAAAGUGUUGGAACUGAUCACAAAGCGGGUCUGCAACAGGAAUGCAUUGGCAGCGCUGCCAAACCCUAAAGGAUAUGCGCUUCACCAUCCGACCUUACAAUUUGAAUGUGACGACGUGCUCGAGAAUUUUGGUGAUGGGCUCGUGGAUGCUUUGACCCUUGGUGAGAACAUGGCCGAAUUCUGUUGGGAUGUGGACAUUUGCGGCACCCAAGAUGCCAAGCACUUCGAUUUUGAACCAGAGGAUGACGAUGACAUUGAGGAAGACAGCGCAAGAGUGGACCCUUCCAGUCCUAGAAAGCAAUCAGAGUUGUGA